Funneliformis caledonium is the source of this 823-nucleotide messenger RNA. Lineage: Eukaryota; Fungi; Glomeromycota; Glomeromycetes; Glomerales; Glomeraceae. The record is from the annotation of a GenBank genome assembly.
AUGGAAAUUUAUAAUUUGAUGUCAUAUUACUUUAAAAUACUUAUAGUAAGUUUGUUAUCUUUAAGUUUAGUAGAAUUUGCUUCAUGUCAAGAAGCUCCAAAAGCCCCAAAAGCUCCUACGAAUUUGAUAGUUGAAACUAUUGGAACUAUAACAAAACAACCUUCCGUAACCGUACCAGAAAACCUUGCUGUACCAACGGGUCAUUCAUUCGCAUUCUUACUUUACGCAAGAGGAGAUCAAUUAUAUCAAUGUGUCGUCUCCGUUCCUGGACAAGCUUCAUCUUCGCAAUGGUUAAAUGUUAACGUCGAUUCCUAUUUUAUUAACGAAUUAAAAGACCAACACUUCGAUCCUGCUUUCCAAGUUGUACAUCUUUACAAUAUAAACCCAGCGAUGAAUGGUGGAAAUUAUACUUGGGAAGCCUUACUUAAAAAUGAUACUACCAAAUUAACUGCUAAAUCCGUAAAUACAUCAUCUCAAGGUGAUGCAAACUUACCUUGGGAAUUAUAUGCUGCUACGCAAAGGGAUGAAGGUGGUAGAUUUAGCACUAUAUCUUAUGUCCUUAGGUUAAAUACAAAUGGUGGAGUUGCUCCUCCUAAGAAUGAAUGUGGAGUUCAAUAUACUGACAAAUCAACGAAAACAACUACAUAUGAGGCUGAAUAUUGGUUUUAUGAAGGUCCUUUGCCCGGUACCGAACAGAAUAAUGCUCAAAAUAAAACUACAUCUGACGCUUCAAGUUCAUUACGUAAUAAAACUCCGUUAUCUUCAAUGUCAAUUGGACCUGGUCAAUUAGGUUGGAUUGCCAUUGUUGGUUUUGUUUCUGUUG